This is a messenger RNA of Adineta steineri, 276 nucleotides long. Lineage: Eukaryota; Metazoa; Rotifera; Eurotatoria; Adinetida; Adinetidae. The record is from the annotation of a GenBank genome assembly.
AUGAAAUUUUUUCAAGUAUUGAUUAUUUUAAAAGAGCACAGUAGAUUAUUUAAAUCGGUUCGUAAAAUUACAUUAUAUAAUGAAAAUUCAUUCGAACAUGAUUUUUUUCGUAUUGCUCAAUCGUUUUCAUUUCUUACAAAAUCAACUAUACAUAAUUAUGAACCACAACAUAAUCAUCAUUUUGAACAACCAAUAAUUAAAUAUUUUCAUCUUGUUAAAACUUAUCAAGAUUAUCUUGACGAAUUUUUAAACAAGACAAAGACAACGGUACCGUAA